Hyalella azteca is the source of this 3044-nucleotide messenger RNA. Its product is annotated as longitudinals lacking protein, isoforms A/B/D/L-like. The transcript is spliced from 7 exons. The record is from RefSeq and is a predicted model, not a curated record. NCBI's taxonomy places the organism in Eukaryota, Metazoa, Arthropoda, Malacostraca, Amphipoda, Hyalellidae. Gene Ontology annotation, molecular function: protein binding. Gene Ontology annotation, biological process: regulation of transcription by RNA polymerase II. Gene Ontology annotation, cellular component: nucleus. The coding region runs from base 148 to 2148 and encodes 666 amino acids.
AGAUUGUGAGGAUUUUCAUAACAUAUUUUGCAUUCUUUCUGAUUUUCUUAUAAUCAGCAAAUCAUUUUCAAAUCAACCAAAAUUUGCUGUAAAAAAAUGUAAAAAAGUAUAUAUAUUAGGUAUUAGAAGAAGAAAAAAUUAUCAGAAAUGGAUGAUGGAAUUCUUUCUCUCCGCUGGAACAACCACUCCUCAGCUUUUGUCCACUGCCUUGCAACAUUACUCCAAAAGGAUGUGUACAGCGAUGUGAUUUUGGCAUGUGACAGCCAUUUUUUCCCAGUUCACAAGUUGGUUUUAUCAGUGUGUAGUGAAUAUUUUGAAGACAUUCUUGGGAGAACAACAUGUGCAAAACCUGUCAUUAUUCUAAAAGACAUUCGUCACACCGAUUUGCAAGCAUUGCUUAGCUAUAUGUAUGCUGGUGAGGCCAGUGUGCCUCGGAAUGACUUGGCUCGAUUCAUGAAAGCUGCCGAGUGCCUAAAAAUCAGAGGCCUUGCUGUUCCUGAUGAAAGCCCACCACCUCAUGAGAAAAAGCGGCCAGCAGUUGAAGGACCUUCUGAUUUACAUGCAUUCAAGAAACGCCGAGCAGGUGUUGCCAGUGUCAGUCAGGAGAAAAUUGUUGUCAAUGAUGUUGUUGCUCGAGUGAAUGAUGUUGAAGAGGUGACUCUGAUAAAAAGGGCUCUUCCUAUUCACACUAUUAAUGUCUCCAAUGCCAUGACUAUAACAUCAAGCACUCGUGCUUCAGUACACACCAUAGAAGAGAAUGUUCAUCAGACUCCUGCAGCUCACACCAUCAGUGCAACUCAUGCAACCAUACUGCAUCCUCAACAUGUCAUUUCUCCAGCAUCUCAGUCUCAACAUGCUCUUACCAUCAACCAGCCUGUGCAGUACCAGGACCACCAACAGCAUAGGUUGAUUCGGGAUGAUGAAGUUUGCUCUGUUAGUGAAGAAGUUUUGAUUUCUCAUGCUAUUCCUGAGGUGCUGGUGGAGGAAUGUGCAGUGGUAAAGGAAGAAAUGGAUGGUGUGAAAGAAGAAAGCAGUCGAGGAUGUAACAGCGUACCCACCACGGAUGGCGGACACAGUGAGGGCGAAGGAGCUCUUCCUGACGACGAAGACGAUGAAGAAGAUGACGAGGAUGACGUGGGAUCUCAGCCCCACCAUACAACUGCUGGAGCUACAACUGUUACUGUGGCCACGUCAGGGGGAGCUCUCAUGCAUGAUCUCCUUGCAAUCCCUGGCACUUCAGGAUCUCACCAGGAAACUCUGGUGACUUGGGACAGUGCCACUGGCUAUGCUCUGGAAGGAUUCAUUUCUGAGGAAGUGAGGACUCAGCAACAUCAGCACACGACAAAUGCGAGCAGCACAAACAUAGGACUGGAGGGAAGCUCGAGCAGCAACGCCGGCGGCACCGGCACAGUAACGGUCAUGGGAUGCCCGUUUUGCCAGAGAGCUUUCAUGUACAGAUCUGAUCUGAGUCGCCACGUGCGCACGCACACGGGCGAGCGACCGUACACGUGCCCACACUGCCCGUAUCGCGCGUCCCAGAAGUCGCACCUGCUGGAGCACGUCAAGCGUCGUCACCGUCCCGUGGUCGCGACGAGCAGCUCUUCGUCGUCUGCAACCGUCGUAACGUCGCCAGUACCUGCCUCGUCAUCGAGCACGAUUGUGGUGCCCGGGACCCUGGUUGUUCCAGCAGCAUCCGUUUUGCUCAGCACUCCAGUCAAUAUCAGUAGCAGUAACAAUAGCUUGAAUAACAAUGUAAUUACAAGCAGCAAUAACAACAACGGGGUGCAGUACUGCAGCACUUCGCACCCUACCAUUCUGCACACACCCAGCCACAGUACGACUGUCGUGCCGACCGUGUCCAGUGCUCACGUGAAUCAAAGUCUCCCUCACGGCACGCUUUACAGUGCACUGCACCACCACAGCGCCACUGCACAGCUGCUUGACAGUGCUGUGCAACAGGUUCCUGCUACUGUACAUAACAACAUCUUGCAGUUGCAGCACAUAACUGCGUGCAGCACAACCAGCAGCAGCAGUAACAGUAGUAGUAGCAGUAGCAGCAGUACACAUCAGACACAUGAUCUAAGUACACUGCACACUCCAUGCUACUCAUCACAUCACUCGAGCCUGCCAUCACACUCCACUCCUUAGGAUAUCGAUGUCUGGUACGCGCGUCCUGAUGGACAAGCACCCGCUGAAGGGAUCAUCCAUCGCAUACAUUAAAACCGAAUAAUCGUUGAUUUAUUUCUUUUUUUUUCUGAGAACGGAAUGUGAUGCAAGAUCGAAUUCAUGCAUCAGAGAGUGACAGGAUUUUUGUCUCGCGUAGUAGUUUGGUGACUAAUUAGUUAUAUGAAACGUUUGUAAAUUAUGAAGUGAUCUUCAAGUUUAUUCGAAAAAGUAAGUUGGUUUUGUUGAGACAUGAUUUCAAUGUUGUUUGUACAGACUUGGUGUUAUUAUCACUGUUACGGUGCCACGUUUCUAGCACGAGUUGUCAUCUCACAAUCUUCAAACCUCACACGGAAUUUUUUCAUUUAUUUCUAUUUGGGCGACGUUCAUUUCUUUUGGUUGCAAAUCUCCAAAGCUUUUUAAUUGCUUCUUUUCACUGCGUUUCUCAGGUAAUCUAGUUUUGAGCGUAUUUAAGUCGCCAGUAUGGAAUUGUCGAAUUGAGUGAUGUUUUUCGUUGAUGUCAUAGUUAAGCAUUAUAACAAACGUAGCUGCUUGGUCUUGUCUUCAUUUUAAUAAUAUACCUACUUAACUUAUUUUUGGCAUGGUCUGUGUGACCAUGUUGACCUGUAUUUUACCUGUAAUAUAAGUAGCCGGUGCACUGUAGUGCCUCAGGUCUUGUAGCUCGUGAGUCUGUCCAAAGAAUAAAUACCGAUGCCAAAGUGAUAGAGAGUGAAGGCGACCACUGUCUCGUCGAAGGCAUCGCAAUGAUGUUCAGGCAUUGCGAUGAUGCCGUUUUUUAUCCCAUGUGUACCACAUUCUAAUUUUAUGCCUACAAGUUUGACUGAAGACCAGAGAAUGGACUUUAUUGACAAUUUUCUUGU